AUGCACAACUAUAUCCUAGCAGACUGCCAUUCCAACGCCAAGACCAAGACAAUGGCAAACCUUUCUAACACAGCCAACCUGAAGCAUGCAGAUACCUACGAAGAGCAUGCAGAGAGCCUCAAGCCUCGUUCCAAGGAGCGUCUGUAUCCCUCGAUGGACGACUUCAAAUUUGGCUCUCGGAGGAGACCAAGCGAUGCGUCCACCAUGUCACUCAGGUCUUUGUGUUCCUUGAAGCCUCCUCCUCCGUCAUCAGUACAUGUUGCUGAUACAUGCAGCAGCAGUGGGGAUGAGGUGACAAAGAUCAUUGCCAAUACUGACUUCUUGGGCGACUCUUCUCAUUCCUACUAUGAAGAUAUUGAUACCAGCUGCCACGACGUUUCGCUUGCUCCUCCCAGCGACCUGAUCAUGUCCUCCCCUCGUGUCAAGCGCUGUUCGGUUUCCUCCAUCCAAACUCUUCCUAGUGACUGCUCUGCCGAAGACCUCACUGCCAUCCAAGUGGCCUUGUACUCGGAUGAUGAAGAAGCAGAGGAACGGUCCAUGGCACUCGUCGAGCAGCUCCUACGAGAAGAGUUGGGACUUCCCAACCAUCAGUCCGCUGCUUCAACUUGUGAAGACAGCUCUUCGGGACAACCACAAGAACAACAAGGGGGAGCUUCUCGCAGAGCAUCUUCCACCAGGGGACCAAAAACAGUUCAAGAAAUCACACAAGAUCUCAUCUACCAAAUCUGUCUUCAACUCGAUGAAGUCAACCCGGACGUCAAGUCGGAGAAUUGGAAAAUGCUGGCGCCUCUGGAGAUUGAAAAACUCGAGCUCUUUUGCUACGACGUUAACAACACCGCUGCUAUGGGAUGCGAAGACACAAACUGCCUCGUUUGCCAGCAAGAAUACCAAAACGAAGAGUCCCUCCGCAAGCUUCGUUGUGGACACUGCUUUCAUCAACAAUGUGUCGAUCCAUGGAUCCUAAAGCAUGACUUUUGCCCCGUCUGCCGAAAGGCCAUUGACGAGGAAUGA
This is a messenger RNA of Seminavis robusta, 1011 nucleotides long. Lineage: Eukaryota; Bacillariophyta; Bacillariophyceae; Naviculales; Naviculaceae. The record is from the annotation of a GenBank genome assembly.